AUGUAUAUGAUCUCCUCUGCACCGGAAUCCUCCAUUGAGUCAUUUGACCCGGAAGACCCUAAAUUCGAAAAGGGAACCACCGUUAUGGCGUUUGCUUUCAAUGAAGGAAUUAUGGUAGCUGUUGAUCAUUCAAGCAAGACAUCAAAUUCCGCACGGAACGUUGUUCAACUUAAUUCUCGCAUGCUGGCCACAAUUACUGGAGGAAGGGAAUAUUUGCUGGAACAUGUGAAACAGAGGGAGCAUGGCCUGUAUCAAAUGAAUGGUAGAGGUGAAGUGGUUUCAGAGGAUAUUGUUGCCACUGGAUCUGGUUCAGGUGCCAUAAGUAUCCUGAUAGCUGAGUAUGCUAAGCGCAAGGGCUUUGGAGGUGUUGCCACUGGAAGAGCCAGCCUGCGCUCCGAUAAGCGCAAACGUGGUAUGUCUGUAACCGAAGCUGCAGACUUGGCCAAGAAGACUCUUUGCUAUGCUGCAGAUAGUGCUCCGGUGUAUGGGGAUGUUGUUACUGUUUACUACCUAGGAAAUGAAGGUUGCAAGAAGCUGCUUGAGGAUGAUAUAGAAGCAUGA
Oldenlandia corymbosa var. corymbosa is the source of this 561-nucleotide messenger RNA. NCBI's taxonomy places the organism in Eukaryota, Viridiplantae, Streptophyta, Magnoliopsida, Gentianales, Rubiaceae. The record is from the annotation of a GenBank genome assembly.